AUGGUACCAUUAUUAACAACACUUGCGGUUACACAAUCACAAUAUAAAAUAAAUUGCCAUUGUUGUUUAAAAAUAUUUCGAAGACUCUGUUUCUUUCUAGCCGACACAUCUUCAAUUCCAAUCUUUAGUUAUUUCAUGGAACCGCUUUCAAACCUUCAAAUUAGCAGUCUAAUGGACAAAGAAGGAAGAAUUUCUAACAAUAAUAUGGACAUUUUAAGACGGACUUUAUAUUAUAGAGGGUGUGAGAAGGAUGCUCGAGAACUCUCAUGGUCACUCUGUUUGGGGUACUUGAAUCACGAGAAGACAACGUCUGAAAGAAAGUUAGAAGAGACACAUUACCAUGUGAUUUACGAAAAAACAAAAAGUGUUUGGCAAAAUGUUAUUCCCGAGCAAAAACAGAAUUGGGCGUUAUACAAACAGAUUGAAACACAAAUAGAUAAAGACGUGACUCGGACAGACAAAGACGAACACUUGUUUCAAACUGACGAUUUGCGUCAUACCACACUUUUAAAAACCAUUUUAAUGACAUACGCAUUUUUCAAUAUGAGAAUUAAUUACCGACAAGGGAUGAAUUAUAUAGUCUCUGGUCUAAUGAAUGUCACAACAAAUGAAAACGCGUUGUUUUGGCUUUUCAAAUGUGUGAUGGAUAUCAUCCAACCUUUCUAUUUCUGUGAAAACGACACCAUCAUGAGAGCUCUUAAGAAGAAUGGGUGUAUCCUCAAAGUGAUGUCACCACCCCUUUACAAAUAUUUGCAACAACGGGAUAUCACCUAUUUCUUUUGCUUCAAGUGGAAUGCUUUGUUGUUUAAGAGACUCUUCAAUGAAAAGGAUCUCUUACGGGUUUGGGAUACCAUUUUUGCAUUUCCAAACAGAAAGAUGUUUUACUACAUCACUGCAGCAAUACUCAAAGAGUACACCACUGACAUUGUUUCUUGCCUCCUAUCAUUUGAUGAAUUGAUGUUAUUUAUUCAAAAACUGAAUGGGACAAUUGGAGAUGGAAUUGUGUAUCAAGCGGAUGUUGUGUAUCAAGAAUUUAAGAAGACUGCAGACAGUGAAAUUGUUCAAUAUGUCUAUGAAAAAUUCAGUUACAAACCAGCACCAAAAAAUGACAUUCGUCGUGUGUUCUUUGAUAUAUACAGUCAGUGCAGACCAAGGUCUUACUCUACGAAGUGA
Messenger RNA from Entamoeba invadens IP1, 1173 nucleotides. RefSeq lists its product as hypothetical. Lineage: Eukaryota; Evosea; Mastigamoebida; Endamoebidae. The transcript has 3 exons. Gene Ontology annotation, molecular function: GTPase activator activity. The record is from RefSeq and is a predicted model, not a curated record. Gene Ontology annotation, biological process: activation of GTPase activity. The coding region runs from base 1 to 1173 and encodes 390 amino acids.